This is a messenger RNA of Cuscuta epithymum, 1015 nucleotides long. The record is from the annotation of a GenBank genome assembly. Lineage: Eukaryota; Viridiplantae; Streptophyta; Magnoliopsida; Solanales; Convolvulaceae.
CACACAUUUCCCCCUCACUAUCCUCUUCACCGCACUUAUUAUUCCCACGUUCUCUUUAAUUCAAUCCCCCUUUUAUUCUUCCAUGGAACCCAACCUCGGCUUCCUCGGCGGCGGCGGCGGAGGGGACGCAGAGCUCGAGCUGGGCCUGGGCCUCAGCAUUAGGACCGGGCCCAAGCCUGCUCUGUCUAAGGGAGGAGAAGAAGAGUGUGGAAGAAUCUUCACUGCCAAGGACUUUCUGAAUGGGUUUCAUACUUCUAGGCCGAAUGCUGCUGCUUUUUCUGGGGCUAAAAGGACGGCGGAAUCUGUGGCUGGACCGCCUUCCACGGCUGUGAACAGGGGCACCAGUCAGGUGGUGGGAUGGCCACCCAUUAGGUCCUAUAGGAUGAAUAGCUUGGUCAGCCAAGGGAAAGCUCCCAAUGCUGAAGAUGAUACUGUGGGAGUUGCUGGGAAUGAGAAGAAGAAGGAAAACUCAAUAAAUAAAAUGAGCAUGGGAAACAACAAUGAUGAUGGUUGUGCUGUCAAAGAAAAGGGAAAUAUUGGAUUUGUGAAGGUGAACAUGGAUGGAUUGCCAAUUGGGAGAAAAGUGGAUGUGAGUGCACACACCUGCUAUGAAUCUUUGGCCGAAAUGUUGGAGCAGAUGUUCUUCAAGUCCGGAAGUAAUGAUGCUAUGAAUGCAUUUCGCGGAGGGAAGGAGCAAAGAGUGAGACAAUCUAAGCUUUUAGAUGGAUCUUCUGAGUUUGCGUUAACAUAUGAGGAUAAAGAAGGAGAUUGGAUGCUCGUGGGCGAUGUCCCCUGGGGGAUGUUUCUUAGCACAGUGAAAAGGUUAAGAAUCUUGAAGACUUCUGAGGCUAAAGGACUUGCUCCAGGGAUCCAGGAAAGGCAUGAAAGAUAUACUGGGAAACGAAUCUGAGCUUUAAUCAUCCACAAAUCUCAUUGUGGUUGCCUUGUUUCUGUUUUUUUUUUCUCUUUUCUUUUAAAUAUUUGCACCCACGUUCCCAUUCUUGUAUCCGUAUAA